AUGGAGGAUGUAAAAAACCCGCCGACCGUCCACCGUUCCUCCUCCUUCAGCAUCAAGAGCCUCCUGCUUCCCUCCAAGUGCGAGAGACCGGACCCCGUCGCGGCCGCCGCAGCCGCCGCGGUCGUUGGCAUCCCGGGGACCUUCUCUCCUACCCCGGGCUCCGACUCUGAGAAGUCGCUGGACACACCGGAGGUGGACUCCACGGCUGCGGCUUUGGACCCGGGGAAGCCGGCCAAGGAGGAGCAGGGGGAAGAGGGGGAGGAGUGCGGAGGGGACGGAGCCAAGGCCACACCGGAGCAGAAUACUAACGGCAACAAUAGCGUGAAAAACGGGAAAUAUGACAAGCCUCCGUUCAGCUACAAUGCCCUGAUCAUGAUGGCCAUCCGGCAGAGCCCCGAGAAGCGGCUCACGCUGAACGGCAUCUAUGAGUUCAUCAUGAAAAACUUCCCGUAUUACCGGGAGCACAAGCAGGGCUGGCAGAACUCCAUCCGGCACAACCUGAGCCUCAAUAAGUGCUUCGUUAAGGUGCCCAGGCACUACGACGACCCGGGGAAGGGGAACUACUGGAUGCUGGACCCGAGCAGCGAUGAUGUUUUCAUCGGAGGGACAACCGGGAAGCUCCGCCGGCGCUCCGCCACCUCCCGGGGCAAGCUGGCGAUGAAGCGGGGGCUGCGCUUCGCUCCUCUCGGCUUGGGGAUUAACGAGCGGGCGAACAACCCGCUCUACUGGCAGAUAUCCCCCUUUCUGUCCCUGCACCAUCACCACCACCACCACCCGCACUACAACGGAUCCUCGCCCGGGUUUUUGAACCAGGCGGCCGGCUACGGUUCGUUGCUGCCCGCCGUGGAGCAGCUGAGCAACGGGGACCUGGGGCGCUCCAUCCUCGGCGGGUCGGCCGCCGGGGCGCUGGGCUUGACGAACGGUUACGGGAUGAGCACGUCGCCGGUCGGGCUGCUCUCCGGACAGACUGCCGGGUAUUUUGUCUCAGGGACCCAACACGGAGCUCCGGGAGGAGGUCCGCCUACUCACCCGUCGCAUCUCCAGCAGAGCGCACCGGGUUAUGGCGGCUUGGCGACCAGCAGCUCCCCGCAGUCCCUGCUGUCGGACUCCCUCCGAAAUAGCUCCCUACCGGCCUUCUCCCCGGGCGUGUCCGCGGGGUUCCCCGGGGUGCUGUCCCAUCAAAAGAGGUUGACUCCAAACGCGUUCCUAAACUGA
This is a messenger RNA of Cyclopterus lumpus (lumpfish), 1215 nucleotides long. It is a transcript of the gene foxg1b, whose product is annotated as forkhead box G1b. Lineage: Eukaryota; Metazoa; Chordata; Actinopteri; Perciformes; Cyclopteridae. Gene Ontology annotation, cellular component: nucleus. Gene Ontology annotation, molecular function: DNA-binding transcription factor activity; sequence-specific double-stranded DNA binding. Gene Ontology annotation, biological process: regulation of transcription by RNA polymerase II. Bases 1 to 1215 code for a protein of 404 amino acids. The transcript has a single exon. The record is from RefSeq and is a predicted model, not a curated record.